AUGUCACCGCAAGACACUCCCGGCCGCCCGGGCGAGGACAAGCCGGAGGGCUUCUCCAAAUAUCUCAAGCGCAUGAGGACCGUUUUGCGCGCGCGCUCCAGUUCCAAACGCUCAUCGCUGGUCGCCGCCCCCGAAUCCGAAUCCGCCGAGGCAUCAUCAACUACACCUACUCCAGCUCCGCCAGCCACAACCGCGCCCCAGGCCGAGGCUGAGCCCGAGCCCGAGCCCACCGGCGCCGAACAAUCCAUGGUCACCGACUACAGCGCCAUCCAACAAGAGAAAGCCCGUUUGCUUUUCGCCAAAUACGGUCUCACCCUCGACCCCGGCGAAUGGAAAUCUCCAACAGACCUGCAAUUCCCCCGAGUAACCAAAACAAUCCGCAUGCGCGUACGCCGCACCUGUCACCGCUGCGAAACCACCUUCGGCUCAGACAAGUUAUGCGUAAACUGCCAACACCAACGAUGCAAAAAAUGCCCACGCUUCCCACCAACCCACGAUGCAGGCGACGAUGAGCACCCACGGGUACCCCGCCCCAGAAUCGCCGAGAUUCGCGCCCGUCAACCAGGUACUCUGCCUAUGACGCCGCAUCUCAAGUUCACGGGCAACCCCGCGGCGCCGUUGACUAUGCCCUCGCGCACAGGCGGACAGGAUCUUGUCCGGAAACAGGUUGUUCAGCGAGUACGUCGGAGCUGUCACUUGUGCGAGACUAUGUUUACGCCCGGCUCGAAGGAGUGUUCGUCUUGUAGCCAUGUGCGCUGCAAGCAAUGCCCGCGCGACCCGCCUAAGCCCGAGAAGUAUCCGGAUGGAUUCCCGGGUGACGUGCAGCCGCCGAAACCUAAGCCUGAGCGGACGUUUAGGAAAGUCCGGCAGAGAGUACAUUACAUUUGUCAUGUGUGUCAUACGGGAUAUAAUGAGGGUGCGAACUUGUGUGGUAAAUGUGGACAGGCGAAAUGUGCGGAAACCAUACGAAUUCCGCCGAAGAAAGUUAAACGACAGCCGGACCCCGAAGUCGUCCGGAGCGUUGAAGAGAAGAUAGCCUCCCUGAAAAUCACGGAGUGA
Molecule: messenger RNA, 1059 nt
Organism: Penicillium subrubescens
Lineage: Eukaryota; Fungi; Ascomycota; Eurotiomycetes; Eurotiales; Aspergillaceae
Exons: 3
Coding region: 1-1059 (352 amino acids)
Source: RefSeq, a predicted model, not a curated record